Cavia porcellus (domestic guinea pig) is the source of this 3331-nucleotide messenger RNA. RefSeq names its product CDC like kinase 4 (gene Clk4). The record is from RefSeq and is a predicted model, not a curated record. The transcript has 11 exons. Lineage: Eukaryota; Metazoa; Chordata; Mammalia; Rodentia; Caviidae. Gene Ontology annotation, molecular function: protein serine/threonine kinase activity; protein tyrosine kinase activity; ATP binding. Gene Ontology annotation, biological process: regulation of RNA splicing; peptidyl-tyrosine phosphorylation. Bases 2085 to 2990 code for a protein of 301 amino acids. Gene Ontology annotation, cellular component: nucleus.
AUGCGGCAUUCCAAACGAACUCACUGUCCUGACUGGGAUAGCAGAGAAAGCUGGGGACAUGAAAGCUACCGUGGAAGUCACAAACGGAAGAGGAGAUCUCACAGUAGUACACAGGAGAAUAGGCAUUGUAAACCACAUCACCAGUUUAAAGAAUCUGAUUGAUGUUCCACUGGGACUGUUUACCCGAUUACUUUCUAAAUUAGCCAGCUGGUUACUUUAAAACAUCAUUAUUUAGAAGCAAGGUCCUUGAAUGAGAGAGAUUAUCGGGACCGGAGAUACAUAGAUGAAUACAGAAAUGACUACUGCGAAGGAUAUGUUCCUAGACAUUAUCACAGAGACAUUGAAAGUGCUUAUCGGAUCCACUGCAGUAAAUCCUCAGUCCGAAGUAGGAGGAGCAGUCCUAAAAGGAAGCGUAAUAGACACUGUUCAAGCCAUCAGUCACGUUCGGUAGGAUUGAUUUCUUUUUUAUUCUGAGUAAAUUCUUAUUUGUGUGUAAAAGCUCUUAAGGAACAUAAAGUUUCUAAAAGUUUGUUGUUUAUAUAAUGCUGUUUGAAAGUAUUAUAUUACUUUUAUCCUUAGAGGAAAUUUCCACAUUUUUAGAACUGAUCUAUGUAUUUAAUAGCUAGCUCUCACUUGCCCACAUUUACUCAAAUUCUGCAGACCAGACCAUGAAUUUAUCUAUUAUAAUAAAAGUAUUUUGUAUUUAUAUAUUUGUGUAAAAAAUGAAGUACCCAUCUUUUCUUUCAACUUAAAUACAUUUUUUUUACUUUGAAAGAAAUCUCUUUUCUGAUGCUUAGUAACAAAUAUGUGAGGUUGCACUGUCAGAUAUUAAAUGUUGUGUAUAUAUACCAUAGUAUUACAAUAUAGUGCAUCAUUGUAAAUAGCUAUUGUGUUGAAAUUGUAAAAAUGGAUGCUAAGAAAUGUAAUAGAGACAGCCUUAAAAAAAAAAAAAAAACACAUUUUCACGUGUUUAAUCUGUAAACUUGGAAUCAUGGUUUUCUUUCCCAAGUUUUCUUCAGUAAAACUAGCUGUUAGUAGAUUGAUCAUUGAAAUUAACUAGUCUUUGUUUUUCCUUACUUUAAUCAUGUAUAAUUUAAAAUAAUGCUAAAUAUGAAUAAUUUCAACUAAUCUUGACAUUUAAAAACAAUUUUUCUGACAAAACUAGACAUCUCAACUCACAGCAUAUGCUAGUUAUAGCUAGACGUAAGUAAAUCAUGACAUUGCAUUCUUUAAACUUCAGACUUCAAUUAAAUCAGUAUUUUAAAGAGACAAUUGUGUUGUUUUUUUCUAUUGCCACUUUAAGUAUCUUAUCUGAAAAUCUGUUCCUUGCCAUGUUUUUCUUCUGUAACAUAAACUGUGCCCUGUGAAUUUCUGGGGACUGAAUUUGAAAUUGCUCCUGCCAACUGUUCGUGGCCUGGUGCUUAUCUGAAUGCCUGAAUAUCUCCCCGCUGAAUGAAUUGCGUAUUCUGCCCUGAAUUCACUCUGAUAUAUUGAUUGGCUGGACGAUCUUGGUGCUGCCCACUUGCCGUUCCAGAAGAGCCACCGAAGGAAAAGAUCCAGGAGUAUAGAGGAUGAUGAGGAGGGUCACCUGAUCUGUCAAAGUGGAGACGUUCUAAGAGCAAGAUGUAUAGAAUAUUUUUCAACACUUUUUAAACUUUGCAGACAGAAUAAUCUUUUUAAGAGUAGUUUGUCAGCGGGGGGCUAAAGAACUCUUCAUUGCUUUUUUGUUUUGUUUUUUGUGGGUUUGUUUGUUCUUUUGUAUUUCUUCUUUUCUGUAGAAUUUAAAUAUUUCUACUCUAAAAAUUCAAAAUUAAUCAGUGGAAUUUGAAAUUAGAGCAAGAAAGAUAGCUCUAUCUAAUUGUUUUCAUAGCAGCUGAAAAUAAAAUAAUUUGAGUGCUGAAACCUUAGUUAUGCUUUGAUAGAGAUCAUUUGAAAAUAUUCCACACUUAAGCAUUCAUUGUUUGAAUAACUAGACAAUCUGGACACAGGUACUUAAACCUUUUCUCUCCCUCACUUUAGAUGAAAUUGUGGACACUUUGGGUGAAGGGGCCUUUGGCAAAGUUGUGGAGUGCAUUGAUCAUGGCAUGGAUGGCUUACAUGUAGCUGUGAAGAUUGUAAAAAAUGUAGGCCGUUAUCGUGAGGCAGCUCGUUCAGAAAUCCAAGUAUUAGAGCAUUUAAAUAGUACAGAUCCCAAUAGUGUCUUUCGAUGUGUCCAGAUGCUAGAAUGGUUUGAUCAUCAUGGUCAUGUGUGUAUUGUUUUUGAACUGCUGGGACUCAGUACCUAUGACUUCAUUAAGGAAAAUAGCUUUCUGCCAUUUCAAAUUGAUCACAUCAGGCAGAUGGCAUAUCAGAUCUGCCAAUCAAUAAAUUUUUUGCAUCAUAAUAAAUUAACCCAUACAGAUCUGAAACCAGAAAAUAUUUUGUUUGUGAAGUCAGACUAUGUAGUCAAAUAUAAUUCUAAAAUGAAGCGGGAUGAACGCACACUGAAAAACACAGACAUCAAAGUUGUUGACUUUGGAAGUGCAACAUACGAUGAUGAGCAUCACAGCACUCUGGUGUCCACACGGCACUACAGAGCUCCAGAGGUUAUUUUGGCUUUGGGUUGGUCUCAGCCUUGUGAUGUGUGGAGCAUAGGUUGCAUUCUUAUCGAAUACUACCUUGGAUUCACAGUCUUUCAGACUCAUGACAGUAAAGAGCACCUGGCAAUGAUGGAACGUAUAUUAGGACCCAUCCCAAUACACAUGAUUCAGAAAACAAGGAAACACAAGUACUUUCACCAUAACCAGCUAGAUUGGGAUGAGCACAGCUCUGCUGGUAGAUACGUUAGGAGACGUUGCAAACCACUAAAGGAAUUUAUGCUCAGUCAUGAUGAAGAACAUGUGAAGCUGUUUGACCUGGUUCGAAGAAUGUUAGAAUACGAUCCAACUAAAAGAAUUACCUUGGAUGAAGCAUUGCAGCAUCCUUUCUUUGACUUAUUAAAAAAGAAAUGAGAGUCAGUGGUCUUACUAUAUGCUUCUCUAGAAGAGAUUUCUUUAAGACUGUGUCAGUCAACUAAACAUUCUAAUAUUUUUGUAAACAUUAAAUUAUUUUGUACAGUUAAGUGUAAAUACUGUAUGUUUUAUAUAGGUAGUAUAAUUGCCUUGUUAAGCAAGUAUGGGCUUGAUAAUGAAAUAUAAAAGUUAAAAAUAAUUUUUUUCUUUUUGAGAUUGCCAUUUUUAAAGGCUUUUGGAAUAUCUUUGUGUCCAGUGAUACAUGUGACUGAUCUAGUCUUUUGUACAUGGAGGUCAACUUUGAAGUGAUUUUUUUGAGUAAAAGGAAAUCUUGACUACUA